UUGGUGUCAUUGAUAUAAACAAUUACAAGUAUUGAUUAGACGAUUAAUGUAAAUAAAUUGCAGUCAAAAGUGUGUAAAAAGUGUACUUUUACAGUUAACUUACCGAUUUAUACUAGUCGUAGGUAAUUGUAAGAUGAAAGCGAAAAUACGCACUCAUAACCUCAAUCAGUUGCACAGUUUUCACAGUAUCAUCAUCUCUGAUAUAUUUAAAAACUUUCAUAAUAAGAAGCGAGGAAACUGACGAUGUGCUAAUGGAUGAUAAAAGUAAUAAGAAAUACGAACCAGGAGAUGGUAUCCGUUCCUUGAAAAGUUCUCCCAUGUUUAGAGCCAUCAACUAUGAACUAUAUGUGAAACCAAAUAAUGUUGUAAUGGCUAUGGGGCUUAUAGCCAUAAGUGGAUGUAUAGGUUACAUAAUUUACAUGAGAUCAAAGUACAAGUCAAUGGGAUAUUAUACAGCAGUUGAAUCGGAUGGAAGUGAAACUUUUAAAAAAAAAACUUCUAAGUGGGAUAUAUAG
Copidosoma floridanum is the source of this 515-nucleotide messenger RNA. RefSeq names its product small integral membrane protein 8. NCBI's taxonomy places the organism in Eukaryota, Metazoa, Arthropoda, Insecta, Hymenoptera, Encyrtidae. The record is from RefSeq and is a predicted model, not a curated record.